AUGAGAGAGAAGCUAUGCAACACUCUCAGUUCUGACCUUAGUGGUUCUUUUGAUGGGCUAAGUAGUGAAGAGGAAAGUGAUGAAGAAGUGUGUUAUGCAACACUUUCUGAGCAAAAAAAAGGUAAAAGAGUGGGAGAGAUUUUUAAUGCAAAUAUAGCUCCUAAAAAUAUUAAGUGGAAGGUUGGACUUGGUUUUGCCAGCAAAAUUGAAUUUAAGGAUGCUGUUAGGUCAAGUUCUAUGGCAACAGGCUGUCCCUUUAAGAUGUGGGCCUCCUAUAUUGAACCUACAAAAUGUUGGCAAAUAAAGACUCUAUUAAAUGACCACAAUUGUGUUUGGAACUACAACAACAAGCUAGUGACUGUGAAGUGGCUUGCUAACAAAUAUGGGGAUAAAAUUAGAAAAAAUCCCAACUGGAAGUUAGGAGAAAUGCAAGAAGAGUUCAAAAAAGUUUUAAAAGUUGAUGUUGGUCAAUGGAAAUGUUGUAGAGUGAGGCAAAAGGCUUUGAGGGGGGUUGAAGAUAAGAUGAGGGAGCAUUAUGCUAAUGUUAGGAAAUUUGGUGUAGAAAUUCUAAGAAGCAAUCCGAACAAUACAGUCAAAAUUAGAACUACUAGACUGCAAGAAGGGGAUGAACCAAGAUUCCAGAGGAUGUAUAUAUGCUAUGAAGCUUCAAAAAAGUCUUGGAAGGUUGGCUGCAGACCAGUACUUGGCCUUGAUGGUUGUUUAUUAAAAACAGUUUGCGGAGGACAGCUUCUUUCAGCUAUAGGAAUAGAUGGUGAUAAUAGUAUAAUGCAUGUUGCUAUGGCUGUUGUGGAAUCUGAAAAUUAUGAAAGCUGGAAAUGGUUUUUGGAAUUGUUGAUUGCAGAUCUUGAUUUAGGAGAAGGAACAAACAAAACUAUAAUCUCAGAUCAACAAAAGGGGCUGGAUAAGGCCAUUAGGGAGCUGUUGCCUUUUGUGGAACAUAGAUUUUGUACACGGCAUUUGGAAGCAAAUUUAACAAAAGUCUACACCUCACAAGCUGUUAGGAAUGCAUCUGGAAUGCAAGUACCGCAACACAUCCACAAGCUUUCAACAGUGCAAUGA
Messenger RNA from Daucus carota subsp. sativus, 1080 nucleotides. RefSeq lists its product as uncharacterized. The transcript is spliced from 3 exons. The record is from RefSeq and is a predicted model, not a curated record. NCBI's taxonomy places the organism in Eukaryota, Viridiplantae, Streptophyta, Magnoliopsida, Apiales, Apiaceae. The coding region runs from base 1 to 1080 and encodes 359 amino acids.